UUACUCCAGAGAACCAAAUUCAAGAUUUGGGGUUAAUGUCAGCCUUGUCAGGAUUAGAAUCAUAUCAUCAUAAAAAUCAAUAGAAGUUUUUGAAGCCAUCAAUUAUUUUAAACAUACAUACAUACAUAAGCACUUGCAGUUGUUUUCCCAUACGCAUAUUCGAAGCAAAACGCCCAUCUCCUUGCCUCAUCUCUCUCUCUCUCUAUCUUUGCUAUCUAUCUGUUUUUACUUUUGGAACCAGGAAAAUGUCGAGUAACGAAGAGACAAUGGAUGAUGCAAAUGGGGAUUCGUUCGAGAAGGUGAAACAGAGGCUCAAAGAUCGAUCGAAGAAAGUGGUUCAGACAAAGGAGAUUUUAUCGAAACAAGCAGUUCAAACGAAGGAGAUCUUAUCCAAACAAGCUGUUAAGAUCGCUAAGCAGGCCGAAGAACACGAACGAUUUAUCAACAAGGUGACUCAUCUGUUGGGUGUUCUUGGCUUCGGGGCUUUUUGCUUUCUUUUGGGUGCCAGACCACAAGACAUUCCCUAUGUAUACUGUUUCUUCUAUGUCACCUUUGUUCCUCUUCGAUGGAUUUAUUACCGGUUCAAGAAGUUGCAUUAUUAUCUUUUGGACUUUUGUUACUAUGCCAAUACGAUCUUCUUGGUCGUGCUUCUAUUCUAUCCAAAAAAUGAGAAGCUUUUCAUGGUUUCCUUCUCAUUUGCAGAGGGGCCAUUAGCAUGGGCACUGAUUAUUUGGCGUUGUAGCUUAGUUUUUAAUUCUGUUGACAAAAUUGUAAGCGUCCUCAUACAUCUUUUACCAGGGUUAGUUUUCUUCACAAUUCGAUGGUGGGAUCCAACAUUCUUUGAAGCCAUGCAUCCUCAGGGAUCGUCUAUAAGAGCUUCAUGGCCUUACGUAGAAAGCAAAUCUUACUUGUGGACAUGGCUUUUUCUAGUUCCCUUGGUUGCUUACAGUCUCUGGCAGGCGCUCUAUUUUCUCAUUGUAAACGUUCUCCGUCGACAGCGGCUGUUAAGAGAUCCUGAAGUCAUGACUUCAUACAGGGAACUGUCAAAAAAAGCACAAAAAGCAAACAACAUAUGGUGGCGUUUAAGUGGCUUGCUUGGGGAUCAGAAUCGCCUCGUUAUGUUUAUCCUGCUCCAAGGCCUAUUUACAGUGGCAACCAUGGCACUUACAGUCCCCAUAUUCUUGUCCUAUGAAUUACAUGUUAUUUUUCAAAUACUGAAGGUCUCAGCAGCUGUGUGGAAUGGAGGAAGCUUUUUACUAGAAGUGAUGCCAAGGCAGGUGAUUCUCAAGGAGAAGAAGAAAUCAGAGAUGCAGCCUGUGCAACCUCAGCAAGAUCAGUGCUUCGUGGCACAGGAAAACUCAGUGAACGCAUCUGUUGAGAUGGCCCAAUCCUAGCAGCUGUUUACAAAGAAUACCUUGUAAAACUCUUGUUUCAUAUGUCCUGAGAGGGAACUUGUUGGUUGAUUUGUUUUGUGGUGGUUGUGGUGGUUUUACAAAUUGCUGGUUCAUUUAGAGGGUCUUAACUUGUAAUUUAAGCAUAAAGAGAUGUUAAACUGUAGUCUUAUUUGCAAUUUGUUUCUGACCUCAUAUAAAAAUUUAGAAAUUUUGAGUUCA
Messenger RNA from Cornus florida, 1613 nucleotides. RefSeq names its product glycerophosphocholine acyltransferase 1. The record is from RefSeq and is a predicted model, not a curated record. The transcript is spliced from 8 exons. Lineage: Eukaryota; Viridiplantae; Streptophyta; Magnoliopsida; Cornales; Cornaceae. Bases 246 to 1394 code for a protein of 382 amino acids. Gene Ontology annotation, biological process: phosphatidylcholine biosynthetic process.